AUGGAAUCCUUCUUCCAAGCGGCACUAAAUUCCGUCCUGGAGGCGGCAGUUGGGAGCAGCAGGAGUGGCAGGACGAGCACUGCAGACGGCAGUACAAACAACAUCGGAGCCACCAGAACAAACAGUAGUACUGGUACUACAGGAGGGAUUGCUAGCCGCAGUGGAGGAAAUGUUCACAGAUCGUCUCGCCCUACCGAGACGUCAGGCGCAACGUCUGCACGUUCCGGCAAUCCAAAUGCAGUGCAAGGUACAAGAUGUGAACCAGCAAACAGGGACCAAGCACAAAAUACUAGUUUCGACCAGCCGGGGCAACCCAACAAAAAUGGAAGCAGCAAUAAUUUUACUGGUGGGAAGAGAAGUGGCAACAGCAGCAGCUCGUCAAAGGGUGUCAGUAACCCGGAUUCUCAGAAUCCAAGGGGGAACUCUCAGGUGCGGGAUCGGCAAGCAGCAGACAGACUGAAGGACUUGGGAAAUGAAAGUUUUAGGCGAGGCAUGUACGGCUUGGCAGCAGAGUACUAUUCAAAGGCCAUUGAGGUGGAUGCCACAGUUGCAUCGUACUUCACAAACAGAGCCCUCUGUCAUAAACGCGAAAAGCGAUACCCAGAAGCCCUCGAAGACGCUGAGGCAGCUCUGGCCCUUGAUGAAACCAACGUUAAGGGCCUGUACAUCAAGGGCGAUGCGCUUGUGCAACUGGGGGACUAUGACGCCGGAGUUACUCUGCUGGAGAAGGCGCAGAAGGCUUCUUCAUCUGAGGCUGGGAGAGCAGCCAAUGAGAUUCGCCACUCUCUUUUAAACGCGAAGAAACUGAGGAGUGCUCGUUGGCGGAGGCAAAGAUUGGUGGAUAGGAAGGACCUUGAGGCGUUCUUGAGGGAAUGCAUUGAGGUUGCUGCCCAACAGAGAAGGCUACCCCGAGAAGAAGUUGACGGUCGACUGGCGCAGCUAGAACUUCUUGUUGCUGAGGCCGCUGAGGCGGAUGCCCCCUUUGAAGUACCCGACUUCCUUACAUGCAAAAUAUCCAUGGUGCUGCUCACGCCCUCUUCUAGAGACGAAUGCAAUUUACGCCCAUCAAUAAUAGAUUUCCCCACAACUUUUUGGCAGCUGGCUGUGGCGAACGCUCGGUUGCAAGAGCCAUGUGAUGCAAAACGGCUGGUCCCCAACUACGCGGUAAAAGAAGCAACUUCUUGGUUUCUAGAGAGGCAAGUGUGGCAGCUGAGCUAG
Molecule: messenger RNA, 1218 nt
Organism: Eimeria maxima
Lineage: Eukaryota; Apicomplexa; Conoidasida; Eucoccidiorida; Eimeriidae
Product: TPR domain-containing protein, putative
Exons: 5
Coding region: 1-1218 (405 amino acids)
Biological process (GO): proteasome-mediated ubiquitin-dependent protein catabolic process; protein polyubiquitination; positive regulation of proteolysis
Cellular component (GO): cytoplasm
Molecular function (GO): ubiquitin protein ligase activity; protein-folding chaperone binding
Source: RefSeq, a predicted model, not a curated record